AUGUCUGAUCAAAGUAUUCCUGAAAUGAUACGCCUUGCAAGUAACAAUGAGAAACGUCAUAUUAUGCGUCACGCACUUGGCUUCUACCGCGCAUUGAUCAUAAGUGGCCUUUACACACUACACGACACAGACCCAUUCGACGCAAGCAACCUCGGCAACUUCAUCCCUGCUUUGAAAUACUGCAUCGCGACUCAUCCUAUCUUGAGUGCUGCCAUCCACGGGGAGGACACCGAGAAUCCGCAUUUUGUUCGACCUGCAUACAUCAACCUCGAAAAACAUAUCCAUCUCGUUGAUAGCGCCUCUCCUACUGGAUCAUACCCACUCAAGGAUGAUCUGGAGUUCCUCACUCGACUUAAUCGGGAGAUACAUGAUCAGCCUUUUCCCAACGUGGACCUGUCUCCGCCAUGGAAAAUUGUCAUUUGCCCCCUAGCCAAUGAACCAAGCACGGGAGCCCAACAAAUGUACAUUAUAUUUGCAUACUCCCACUCCCACGGCGAUGGAAAGUCAGGUCUGGCUUUCCAUAACACUUUCCUUCAAGGGCUCCAAACUGCGCAUGAAAUGUACGAUCAAAGCCCUGUCUAUCAGGCUCCUGUAUCGCCCAUUCCGCUGCCAUUAGAGCAGGCAUGCAACUUGAAAAUCACCUGGUCAUACCUAUUUCUCAAUCUUCUGGACAGCUACAUGCCGACUUCUGCAUGGAGAUUACUUGGUUUUCCACCCCCGGCAACCACUCAUACUUGGACUGGGAAAGAAAUGUGCUACGAUCCAUCGAAUUUCCACACUGGCUCCGAGGCUCUAUUAGUCAAUAAGUCUCUACUAGACGCCACCUUGAAGGCCUGCAGAAAGCACGAAGUGAGAUUCACCGGGUUCUUCAACCAGGUCGUUUUGCGUGUUCUGGACACCGUUCUACCACCAGAUGCCAACCAGACCUUCCUCGGUCAAAUUGUCGUUGAUCUCAGACCACUAAUUCCUGCCUACACUGAGAACGAAAUGGUCAACUGUGUUUCGGCGCUUUACGAUUCCUCUUCUAGAUCCCAUCAGACCCCAGGGGAGAGGACUAGUCUGAAGCACGACGCCGCAUUUUGGGGCGCUGCACAGAAGACCACGCUCCGAUUGGCUGAAUGCGCAGGUACCCUUGUUGAUCAACCAAUAGGGCUUCUACGGUACCUUAAUCAGUUCCGACCCUGGUUUCAUGGAAAAUUGGGGAAGAAUCGUGAAUCAUCUUACGAGAUUAGCAAUGCUGUUGUUUUUGAUCCGCAGAUUUCUGAUGUGGAUACGAUUUCACCUGCCGCACGCAGGAACUGGGAUAUUGAGAGGGUCUUGUUUUCACAGCCGGCAAAUGUCACAGGGAGUGCGUUGAAUUUUCAGAUUGUGACUAGGAAAGGUGGCGGUAUGGUGAUAACUUUGAAUUGGCAACUUGGGGUCUUGGACGUUCCUGAUGAGAAUGAAUUUGUUCGGGAUUUCCUUGAGAGGAUUCAUGGUCUAUUAACUAUUACUUGCUGUGAUUGUCCUGAGGAUUGUGUUGACUGCAGCCAAAAUGCUUGA
Molecule: messenger RNA, 1542 nt
Organism: Penicillium pulvis
Lineage: Eukaryota; Fungi; Ascomycota; Eurotiomycetes; Eurotiales; Aspergillaceae
Product: alcohol acetyltransferase
Exons: 2
Coding region: 1-1542 (513 amino acids)
Molecular function (GO): N-acetyltransferase activity
Source: RefSeq, a predicted model, not a curated record